Messenger RNA from Osmia bicornis bicornis, 555 nucleotides. RefSeq names its product NADH dehydrogenase [ubiquinone] 1 alpha subcomplex subunit 6 (gene ND-B14). Lineage: Eukaryota; Metazoa; Arthropoda; Insecta; Hymenoptera; Megachilidae. Bases 49 to 417 code for a protein of 122 amino acids. The transcript is spliced from 3 exons. Gene Ontology annotation, biological process: response to oxidative stress. The record is from RefSeq and is a predicted model, not a curated record.
GACUGAAUUAAAGAAAACUUGAUUUGGUUCUGAGUGUACUGCGUAAUAAUGGCUGCACCUGUGAAAGCAACACUAAAACAAGUCAAACCUCUUUUGUCACUUAAUCCAACAGAUGCUCGUAGAAGAGCUUUAACAUUAUAUAAAGCAUGGUAUCGACAAAUUCCAUAUAUCAAAUUAGGUUAUGAUAUCCCAAAAACAGAAGAAGAAUGUAAACGAAAGUUGAAAGAAGAGUUCAGACGUAAUAGUACUGUUAGAGAUUUAAGAGUUAUAGAUAUGCUCAUUAUUAAGGGACAAAUGGAUCUUCAAGAAAUGGCUAUGUUAUGGAAAACGAAUGGAAGUGUUAUGAAUUAUUGGAAGGAAACAUGGGAACCAAAGCCAACAGAUUUUAUGUCAAAAUUUCUUACAGGACAGGAGUGAAGUUUGUAUUUAAUUCUAAUAGCAUUAAUGUAGUAGAUAAUUAAAGAAAUUAAUGUACAAAAUAUAAGUUACUAAAAGAUGUAUACAUUGUGUGUAUAAAAGCUGAUCAUAAAAUAAAAAUAAGAAAGGGAAACAAAA